AUGGCGUGGCCAUGGCUUCGGGCCAAAAAGGAGCGCCACCAAGCAAGCAAACAAGCGCCGACGAGCUCUGUCCCUGCCUGCCUGGGCUUGGCUUGGUUUUGGCUUGGGCUUGGGCUCACCCCCUUCUCCUCCGCUUCCGAAUCUCCCUGGCCCUUUCUUACCCCUGGUAAACCCUCCCUGUUAUCCAGCUCGGACUUUUCUUACCUCAGAACAAGGAAGGUGGAAUCUACCAAGAGAGAACGCAAGUGGAUGAAUGUAACUCAUUCGUCGUCGUCCCGACAUCCCACAUCGAUGAAUGAAGUUAUCCACGGUCUUGUCAAAAGAUCCACAGCUCUGGUUCCGUGCACUUUCGAGCCGCUUGGCCCUAAUUUGCAAUGGCAAAUUUUGCCGCCGGGAAUGCGGCAUCGUCGUGCUCCGAAAGCACCACGUCUCCGAUUUGCAGUGGCCCCGCUGCCAGCUUCCUCGGCUGCAGCAGCAGCAACAACAACAACAGCGAAUGCUGCUCAGUAUCACUGCUCAGUUCGAAGCUCUCGCGGGGGUGAAGUCUCGACCCAGUUUCGGCACCGACCAGACGCAGCCCCGACCAGACGCAGCCCGGAGUGUUUCAGCCAGAGAGGUUCCGAAGAGAUGUAGUGCGUGCCCUCUUCUACGUGCAUGACAACCUAGAAUUCGGUUGAGCUAUGUAGGAGAAUCAGUCGCAGUGGGUACUCUCUGUGGAACUGUUCAAUUUCAACCUCGCUUGUAAUCGCAGAGAAAGUGUAAAUAUUGAUCUUUUACGUCAAACUGCGACAGCAUGAGCUGAGUGAUCUCGUACUCUAGAGGUUCCCAAUUCGUCCCACUAUGUAACCUUUGACACACAUUAGAAUAUCUGUGAGCCUUCGUAUAUUGUGAUCCAAUAAAAGUACAUCUCAUUGUUUCAGAGAA
This is a messenger RNA of Physcomitrium patens, 924 nucleotides long. RefSeq lists its product as uncharacterized. NCBI's taxonomy places the organism in Eukaryota, Viridiplantae, Streptophyta, Bryopsida, Funariales, Funariaceae. The record is from RefSeq and is a predicted model, not a curated record.